CAAGCCGACUACAGGCCUGGCUUUAUAUAGAGCUAAAUUUACCAGCAUCCUGAACGUGUUUCCUGACCUCGCGCAAUUGGUCCAGCGUACUCGGCUAGGACAGUUAUAAGGUUGGGAGGACCUCCUACCAUUCAAACCCGUUCAUGUGUCUGAAGCGCGGCUGUGGAGAGGGAACAGUGAAGUAGGCGCACACGCUCUGGUGCGGCUGACGCUCAACGCAGCUCGACUUUGACAAGAGAUAGUUCUGAUCAUUAUUUCACGCACACAAAAAAACGAUGGCCUUAUCCGGAGUGAUGCUGCCAUCAUUUUCGACAUUCUCAAACCAAAGAGAAAAAACUUGGGAACAUAGGUGGAAAGGGGAAAUUGACAAGCCAGUUUCCUCCAGCUGUUCCAUGCUCGAAAUGGUACAGAACCUGGACAACCACAGCAGAAGGGACGACGAGGAUCUGAGUAAUUUUUUGGAUCUGGAUUUUAUUCUCGCCAACACAGCUGGCACGGAUAGCGCGACGGAAUACGUGGGCUCAGCUGAUCCCAACCUGUACACGACGGGAGGCUCGGUGCCCUCCUACCCGCCUGACAACCACCGCUCCCCGCCGCCUCCGUACAGCAGCAGCCUGAUGACGGAGCUGGUCCGCUCCGAGGGAGACAACAACUAUGGCAUUAUGCGCAACACCACCGUCCAGGGAAGAUUUUAUGUCAACACGGCGCAGUUUCCCCGGCAGGACAUUGUUGGCGGCAUUAAGGUGGAACCACCCAUGGACAGUUACGGUCCCGUUAUGGGCAUGGUGCCUCAAAGCUGCAGCAAAAUCAAGCAGGAGGGGAACGUUUCGUGCAUGAUGUCCUUUGAGCAGCCGCGGGUCGCCAUCUCUCCCCGGGCAGCGAGCAACAUGACCCCGCCGCUCAGCCCCGAUGACCAGGGGACUUCGGACUGCCAGGCACCGAUGUGCCAGCCCAUGAACUUCCCACAGAAGUAUCACUCUCCGGCGGCUUACCCGCACCACCCUCCCGCACCGCAGAUGCAGAUGUCUUACCACGGUCCGCAUCCGUUUGGCAUGUACGAAGAUGGUCUCGCCAUGCAGCCAGGCGCGCAGAGGGUGAUGCUCACACCGCCGUCAUCCCCGCUCGAGCUGCUGGAGUCCAAACCCAAGAGAGGGCGGCGCACCUGGCCCAGGAAGCGGACAGCGACGCACACCUGCACCUUCGCUGGCUGCGGCAAAACCUACACCAAGAGCUCACACCUGAAGGCACACCACCGAACCCACACCGGUGAGAAGCCAUACCACUGCAGCUGGGAGGGUUGUGGAUGGAAAUUCGCUCGCUCUGACGAGCUGACCCGUCAUUUCCGCAAACACACUGGCCACCGGCCAUUCCAGUGCCACCUGUGUGAGCGCGCCUUCUCCAGGUCUGACCACCUGGCGCUUCACAUGAAGAGACACAUGUGAAGGAGCCCACAUUGAGGACUCGGGGGGGUUCAUGGGGGCUAUUAUUUGUGUUGCGAUUCAACUGAUGUCUUUUUUAUUUAAAUUGUUCUCAUCAUGACCAAAGUCUUUUUAUAUAUUGAAAAAAUAGUGUUAUUAUUUUCUAAUAACGUAGCUGGUACUACUUUGGUUAUAUAAAAGCUUUAGAAAAGCUUUAUUGGUCGUUGGCUUUAGAGCAGCAGACCAAUAAGGGGCUGGCCCUGUACAUACUACUCUUCCUUGACAAAACUGGAGUGCUGUGUUUGACACAAAGUGCCUUUCUAUGACUGUGCUACUGUAUAACUUCUCAUGACAGAACUACGUGGCCAACCAAAGUAGUAGUACAAGACACGUUCUUGUCACAGGAGUAAAAUGCACAUACAACUGCCUUAUCUGUGCAAAGACAAUGUUUUAUUAUUUAAACUGCCUCAAUGUUUGAAUUAUUUUAUUGCAUUCUCCUCUUGGGUGAAAUGGUAUCUUCUUGUGUGAAAUUCCAAACUGCUGGGUCCAGCCCCUCUGUACACUAUCAGGGCUUGAUGUCCUGUGCAUUGUUAUUUUUUACUGAAAUUUAUAUAGAUAUGUACAUGAAUUUUAUACUGUAAAUUCUGUAUUUAUUGUAAAUAU
This is a messenger RNA of Myripristis murdjan (pinecone soldierfish), 2081 nucleotides long. RefSeq names its product Kruppel like factor 2b (gene klf2b). Gene Ontology annotation, molecular function: DNA-binding transcription factor activity, RNA polymerase II-specific; RNA polymerase II cis-regulatory region sequence-specific DNA binding. The transcript has 3 exons. The record is from RefSeq and is a predicted model, not a curated record. Bases 276 to 1442 code for a protein of 388 amino acids. NCBI's taxonomy places the organism in Eukaryota, Metazoa, Chordata, Actinopteri, Holocentriformes, Holocentridae. Gene Ontology annotation, biological process: regulation of transcription by RNA polymerase II.